Messenger RNA from Diaporthe citri, 789 nucleotides. RefSeq lists its product as uncharacterized. Gene Ontology annotation, molecular function: ornithine decarboxylase inhibitor activity. Gene Ontology annotation, biological process: positive regulation of protein catabolic process. The transcript has 3 exons. NCBI's taxonomy places the organism in Eukaryota, Fungi, Ascomycota, Sordariomycetes, Diaporthales, Diaporthaceae. The record is from RefSeq and is a predicted model, not a curated record. Gene Ontology annotation, cellular component: cytoplasm; nucleus. The coding region runs from base 1 to 789 and encodes 262 amino acids.
AUGGCGCCCAUGAAAACUAUAAAUUCCAAUCUGUCGAGUAGUAAUUACGGCGAGGACAUGGCCCGCCAGGCCAACGUUCUCGCCAGCUGCUACGUCGUCGACGCCGCCGGCUCGCUCAAGGGCCUCCACUACUGCACUACCCUGGCUGCAGGGGCCGAGUGUCCCCCCCUCGCCGCAAUCACCUCGUCCAACGAGCUCGCCCUGACGCCCAAGCCGGCAAAGCGUCAGUCCACGGCAUCCAAAAGCGACAUCAGCACCAGCGCGAACCAUCGCCGUCCAUCCGCUGCUUCCUACACUGGCAGCAGCGCCGCCUCCGUUGACUCUGGCUACUUUGGCUCCUACACCAGCAAUGGUCAGCCUGACCGGCGUCAGCAGCUCACGCCACCUUGCGAUGGAUCCGAAGCGAUGUGCAACGGUGGCCGUGCCAACGGCAACAUCGAGGCCACCUCGUGGAUGGAGAUCUGGGACUACCAGGGCGGGGCUAGCUUCCGCGCCUUCGCCGUCGAGGACUACGCCCGCGGCGAGAGGACCCUGUUCACCUUCUUCGACGCAGGUGUAGUCGGCCACGAUCUGAAAGACGCUCUCGUGGCACUGAUGGAGUUGGCCGAGUCGCCCCUGGGCUGCUCCCACCUGGUCAUCUGCAUCGACCGGUCCAUCGAGACUGACGAGGCCAAGACGCUGACAAAGGGCCUGCAGUGGGCGGGCCUGGAGCUGACGACUCUCGACCACUGGGCGGGAGCCAUUGACGUGACGAGCAAGGAGUGGGUGUUCAUGGGCACGGAAGUGUAG